Baudoinia panamericana UAMH 10762 is the source of this 807-nucleotide messenger RNA. RefSeq lists its product as uncharacterized. Lineage: Eukaryota; Fungi; Ascomycota; Dothideomycetes; Mycosphaerellales; Teratosphaeriaceae. The transcript has 3 exons. The record is from RefSeq and is a predicted model, not a curated record. Bases 269 to 724 code for a protein of 151 amino acids.
CCGCUUACCAUUCUUCAUUCCCCAGCAUCCCAGGAGUCAAUUCCACCCGUUAGCGUUCCGUUACCUUUCUAUUGCAGGCGGUUGAUGGCCCGAGAGUCUUUAUUCACGCACAGCCACCCACGAAGUCCCUGUCAUACGCGAUGGGAAAAGUACCUAGUCCUCAAUUCAAGCACAACCCUCCUUAUCUCACCUGGCACCCUCAUACGCAGAGCUCACCGCCCUGACAACGGAUAGCGAACAAAGAAGUGCAGGCCAGUGGUACUUUCUCAUGGAUUACCGCCAGCGCUUUGGGAUCACCUUUGCCGCAGCCAGCAUCCCAGGCGGCUUCAUAGCAUACUUGAGCAGUUUUCCAGGUGAAUCCGGACCUAUGGCACCUUUGUGGCCAUACCUGAGUCUGAUACUGAGCAUCUUCGUGCUGGGCGCGACGAUUGCGCUUUGUAUUCACGUCACGCAUGAAUCACCGGCGAAGAACCCCUGGGAUUGCAAUCCUUGGCUUAUGAUGGCUAUCGUCACAGACUCUGUUGUGGCGGCCUUGCACUCUGCAUCUUUGCAUGGAUUGACGCAACAGGCGGCCACUGGGGGUUUCCAUAUAUCUGGUGCCUCUUCGUUGCCGCCUGGACGGCCGCAAACGCGGUUAUCUGUUUGUUUCUGCUGCACGGAACUCAGGAGGGAGGGCUGGGGUAUGCGCCUGUGUGAAAACCAUAUGCAGAAGUGUGCGGAAUGAAAACCUGAUAUCUUCGGCGAGCGUGCUGAUGGUCAGCUUACCAAAGUACUUAUUAAUGAUGGUUAUAUCGAAAACUGAAUGCA